CAUCUGACCAAUCAUGAUUUAAAAGUUACGUUAUAUAAUAUGCUUCAGCUAUUUCAAGAUCAUAAUAUGGAAUGGUUUAGUUUACUCUUAUCUUCUUAUUAUUCCCAUAUACACAUACUCCUCAUUUGUGUCAAUAUAAUUCAGAUAAAAAAUGAAUUGGGAGUAUGACAGUAAGAAAUUCAAGUUAUUGUCUUAAUAUUUAACAUCUUUAUAACUAUAGAAAUGUUUAGUUUAAUAAUGUAUCGAAUAUUAUUCAUUUUUUUCGAUAUACUAUCAUUCAACAAUUAUAGUACAAAUGGAUUUAUAUUACAUUUACCACUGAGCAUCUCUAAUUUAUCAACAUCACAAUUAACCAAUCAAUCAUUAUAUACAGAGGAUCUUACAAUCAAUAAUACGAAUGUUUUCAAUGAAAGCAUUCUUGAAAAAACUUAUCAGAAUCAAACAGAAGAAAUAGAAGAGGAAUUAUUUGUCAAAGGUAGUGCUGGUGUAUGGGUUAUUAGUGUAAUGAGUGGGACAUGUAUAUUAACAAUUGCAUUUAUUGUUAGAGGUUUAUUCUCACGAGCUGAAGCAUUCCAUGAUGGUACAGAAAAUCACCAUGGUACAGAUAUUAAUGGUGGUUUCAUUGGAGGUAAUGGAUUCGCUAGUGGUGGAGCAGAUAUGGGUUUUUUAACAACAAAUAUGGUAUGAAAUGUAUUCUACAUAAAAUAACUUCAUUCAUGAUGUUUUUAAAUGAUUUCUGUGAUAUAGUAAUUAGAACCGGUUUAAUUGGUAGUAUAUAUCACAGUAUCGUGAAAAGGAUAGAAAAAUAUGAGUAUAUAUUCCAAUAUGUAAAGAGCGAUUUAAAGAAGCGGUAAACCAUUCCGAGAUUCACUGUUCCAAUGAUUAACAAGAAUACAAAUCUUAACAUAUUUUGUAAAGUUUACAAGUACCAUACAGUUUAAAGUUCAAGUAAAUUCAGAAGAAUUAUAUACGUGAAAUUCUAUGCCACUGUAUAUAUUCUAAAGGAUAAAAAAAACUAUUGUUAACAUCUGUAACUACUUCUUAUUUAAUCUACGUUCUUCCUAAAUUAUUCUAAAUAAAAUUAUAUUUUCUGAAUACAAAUAAAUGUGGUGAACAAAUAUACCUUUUCGGUACAUUCUUAUUUCUUGUGUUAUGAAUUCAAAUGAAAGAAAAAUUAAACUAAUUAGAAAAUUUAAUUUUUCUAGAUACCUUCUUGUUAAUUACCUGAUUUGUUUCAAUUUAUGAAGAAGAAGAAGAAGAAGAAGAAGGAAAAAACAGAACCUAUAAACACAUAGAAUGAAGCCCAUAAAUAAGAAUAAAUAUUUUAAUACGGCUUAUAUUUAAAGUCAUUUAUAGGAAAUUAUACGUUUGGUGCCAAUGGAUAAAUCUGAAAACAAUUAUAAAUCAAUAUCAUUUUAAUAAUAUUUAUUCUCGUUUGUAUAAAUUGAAUUCUUUAUACGAUAUCCAUGAAAAUAUCCAUUAUUUGUGCUGUGAUUCACUAGUUUUAUUAUCUAUACAUAUCUUACUGAUCCUUAGCUUAAAAUGACAAUGAUUUGCUAUAAUUUUUAAUACAGUGAUUUAUUUUGAUGUGAUAGUUGGUAGCCACUUGAAAAUGUAGCUUUUAAGUUAAUUGGUUAAAACAGUAUGUUGCUUUUGAAAUAGAUUUAAGUGCACAGACUCUAUUUAUCUUUUUUUAAUACACAUAUUCUCAUUGUUAUUAUUUCAGUUGUUUAUGACAUUCAUACAUUGAUUAUGCCAUCGAAUAACUCUAAUAUAUACUUACCUAUCGAGUGUAGAAUCUAGAGUAUAUCGUAAACUUGUGACAAAUCCCAGAUAAAUCUAAUUUAACGUCUUACAUUUUCAAUUAGAAAUACAUCUGAUUUAAGAAGGUUAUCUCUCUUAUAUAGUAUAAAUACGGAAAGACUGAAUGCUUGCGUAAAAUCAUAAAGAAAAAAAGACUUAAAAGAAGAUUUUUACCCAUGUCUAUUUUCUUUUUGAUUUCUUUAUUUGAUUUCAUCGACAUAUUUUAAAUAGUUCAACUGGUUGUGAGACAGAUUGUAGCAUUCCAAUAAACGUAUAUGUAUGUACAUAAAUUUUCAAGGAUGCAAAUAAGCUUCACCAUUUUGCAUAGUUUUCUGUCUAUGUUUUAGUAGAUACAAUUUACUAAAUGAAGUAUUCAAAUGCAAUAGUUAUGUGAAUAUAUCUGAUAUUCUUAAUGAAAUUUUACAUAAUAAUAAGUCCAAACAUUAUGUUAAUAAUACGUUAAGCUAAGUGGUUGGAGUGGAACUACCAGAAGUCAUUCAUAUAGAUUCUGAGUCAUUUGGUCUUUAUCACGAAAGUGUAAUGACAAUGUAGGUGCAAGGCUUCCCACUAAAAGCUUCCAACCAUUUAAGAUUAAAUAAAAUGUACUAUAUUGCGAAAUCUGUUAGAAUGAUCUCCACAGCUUGAUUCAAUAAAGAAAAUUAGAUCAACACAAACGAUUGGACAACAAAACAUUGGUUGUUUCUAAGUGGCUGAUGAGAGUGAUCGCCGUAUUUCACUAAGUAAAAAAACAUGAUAUUGUGCUUAGAGGGUUAGUCUAAUCUGAAUAUAAUCAUUACGAUGGGUUCAAACUAAAACAAAAUUGAUAUCUGAUAGAUUGCAAUGAUCAUCUAUUUUUGUCCUUGCAAAUGUAUAAUAUGUGAUCAUAUUUAAAUAGAUGAAAUAGAGUUUUAAUAACUUAAUUACAUAAAAUUAACCACUUAAUUGUAAAGUGAAUAUUUAUGGCGAGACUCUAAUGCAUGAACGACCUUUGAACGAAUCUUAAGUGACCUUGAGAAACAGUGACCAAUCAGCAAACAGUCAGUAUAGAGUAAAAAUAUGUUAUACAAAACCAAGGAAAUAAAGUGGAUACACUUCUUAUACAUGGUUCUAAAGCUUGUCAAGGUUAGAAAGAGGUUCGGAGGUUCUAGAAUCGUAAUGCAUGCAGUAGAGGAAAUCAUCCAUAUGGCUACAGAAUAGUCGGCCUCUAGAGUCAUGAUAACCCGAGCUUCCAAUUUUGGGG
Molecule: messenger RNA, 3043 nt
Organism: Schistosoma haematobium
Lineage: Eukaryota; Metazoa; Platyhelminthes; Trematoda; Strigeidida; Schistosomatidae
Exons: 2
Coding region: 223-687 (154 amino acids)
Source: RefSeq, a predicted model, not a curated record